Molecule: messenger RNA, 1929 nt
Organism: Cooperia oncophora
Lineage: Eukaryota; Metazoa; Nematoda; Chromadorea; Rhabditida; Trichostrongylidae
Source: the annotation of a GenBank genome assembly
AUGUGUAAUCACGGUAUUUUAAGGAAGUGGACGCUGAGUGACAUCUGUUUCAAGCCGCCUAGCCCAAAGUUCCAUACGGGACCGCUAGCCAAACUGAUGAAUUCACUGCUGGACAAAAUGAUACCUUGCAUAUGGAUCACUCCUAUUGACUGCUACUGGGAGGGAUCGAAACCAUUGGGCCCAUAUCCGCCUAUCAAUCUCGGCCGGUAUCGGCUGCCAGCUUACCUGGAUCGGCCAUGCAUCGACCCGCUGGAUCCUGAAUGCCCGAAAACGGCGCCCAAUUAUUACGACCGAUGUAAUGCUAUGGAGAAGUUCAACGAAUGGAACAUGGCGAAACCAGAUUCCGAAAAGAUUCAACUCGAACGUAAGCCCUUACCCGAGACGAAAAGCGAACAGGAUGGACCAUCACAUCUGACCGAAUCCAUCCUUAACGACAUUUUCGGAAGAAAGAAACGUGACACCACUGCCACUAAGAAACCUACGAAUUCGGAGAAGUCUAAUCCAAAAGACGAAGAUUACUAUGCAUAUGAAGACUCCGACUAUGAUGUCACUGGAAUCCAAAAUGCGACGUCUCAUUCCAAGAAGAAGAUGGACCCCAAAGAGCAGAUGUGCCUGGAAUAUGGCGAAUCGCUGUUGAAAUGGAUGAGCAAGAAUCCAGAUCGAUGGGGUGAAUUCCUUACUGAAAAGGAAAUGCCGAAAGAUCCUGACUAUGAUAAGGUUAUGACAGGUGGUUGUAAAGGCUUUGGUAAAACGAUUAUGGAAUGGCCCGAAGAUCUCAUCAUUGGAGGAGUCAAACGCAAUAGGGGCAAGCUGAGUUCAGCAGAGGCUCUCCAAAGUGUGUUUCUCGUCGCCAGUCCAUUUGAUGUUUUCAUUAGAUUCAAGGAAAAGAAAGACACGCAUCCAAAUUUGGAUAUAGCCAGUUGGAACCCUGGUUGGGCAGCGGACGUCGUAGUUGCCUGGCAGAGGAACUUCACGAAGAAGCUCUAUGGACACGAAGCUAAUAAAAACUAUGAGGAUCGUGUAUUCCAUCCACUAGCUUCUACAUCCAUUGCCGAUAUGCUUGAAGAAUUCUCGCAGUUCAACUACACUAUCAUCAUUCUGGGAUACGUUCUCAUGAUUAUCUACGCCGCUUUCACUCAAGCUCGAAUCGAAGGCCGAUGGCUGGCGAUCAGAUCAAAUGUGGCACUGUCGUUUGUCGGGGUGAUUCUAGUCACUUAUGCCUCGAUUUGUGGUCUUGGCUUGUCAACCGCCCUCGGAAUCAAUUUCAACGCUGCCACCACUCAGAUUGUACCAUUCCUGUCGUUAGGUCUUGGAAUUGAUGACAUGUUCUUAUUGUUGCACAACUAUGAUGAGAUCAGUCAUACAAUGCGGAAGAAUGAAAUGGGAAUUCUGCUGAAAGAAACAGGCAUGUCUGUCAUGGUGACGUCUAUCAACAAUAUUCUUGCUUUCUGUGCUGGUUACGUUCUACCGAUUCCAGCAUUGAGAUCGUUUUGCUCGCAGACUGCCGUCUUGCUAGCGUUUAACCUGGCGUCGUUGAUGUUCGUCUUCCCUGCCUUCAUCGGACUCGAUUUGCGAAGAGUUCGAGCUGGUCGGCGUGAUCUCGUCUACUGUGGCCCACCAAGUGACCCCAACUUCGAGAAGGUUUCCGAGAAAAGUUCCAAUGAACUGUCGUCGACCAAUGCGGAUCUCACCAAUCCUACUUACAUCGAAGCUUACACUCGUGAUCAACCAUGGUACACUGUUGGCGGAUUCCUCACCAAUUACUACAUCCCACUGCUGAAAAUGAAAGUUGUCAAGGUAAUCAAGCCUUUAUUUUCCUUCUGUUCCUGUUUAAAUAUACGGUCGCUUAUUGAGUGGGUGGAGACAGCUAAUCUCAGCGUCCGCCUAUUUGAUACGUCACUUUUUCUGAAACUGCAAGGGGUACACUAA